UUGCCUGUUUUCAGGGGGAGAAAGGACUUAUUCAACAACAUUCUUUACACUGGACGCCUGACAUCACGGCUCUGGGCGUUUAUUAUGUAGUUUAUAAUAGUUUGAAAUUUGUUGCUGCGUUUUCUCUUUAAACCUGUCACUUGUUUCCCAGCAGCGGGUCGUUGUAAUCUGUUCGCGCCAAGGUAAAGUCGGCUCCAGCUGGUUGGGAGGUAGUCCUCGUUAGCUUGCUUAUUUAGCCAGCAGCUAUCAGUAGAUUUUCGGCUUAUAUCCGUGGCUUCUUUGCCAGGUAGACUACGGCUGCUGAAUUGCCGCAAUGGUUUGUUUAGUUUACGACACAGAGAGAGUGGAGACACAAUAAUUGAUAAGCUUUUGCAACUCAUCAAGCCGCGUUUGGCUCCGGUGCGAGCGUGGCUAGUUUGGCCUUUUUUCAUUGUAUCCGUACAUCGACAAACUCAGUGUCAGCUUGUUCGACGAGUGCGUCAAAUUUAGCCGCGUUGCUGUAAACAAACGAGUCAGCUGUCGAUUGGAGAAAACCUCAGGAAGCCAAGUGUCAAUAAUGGCGCAGCACGAUUGCUCUCAUGUCGCCAGUUCACAGAAAGCUCUCAUGCUGGAAAUGAAGAGUCUUCAGGAGGAACCCGUCGAGGGAUUUAAAAUAACACUGGUGGACGAAGCUGAUAUGUACAACUGGGAAGUGGCCAUUUUUGGACCCCCCAAUACUCACUAUGAGGGUGGCUAUUUUAAGGCUCGGAUCAAGUUCCCCAUGGACUACCCUUAUUCCCCACCUUCCUUCAGGUUCCUCACCAAAAUGUGGCAUCCCAACAUUUAUGAGAACGGAGAUGUGUGUAUUUCUAUAUUGCACCCUCCAGUGGACGACCCACAAAGUGGAGAACUGCCAUCAGAGAGAUGGAAUCCCACUCAGAAUGUCCGGACUAUUUUGCUGAGUGUAAUCUCACUGCUGAAUGAGCCAAAUACCUUCUCUCCUGCCAACGUGGACGCCUCCGUCAUGUACCGGAAAUGGAGGGAUAGUAAGGGCAAAGACCGUGAAUAUGUUGAGAUCAUCAGAAAACAAGUAUUGGCCACCAAGGCUGAGGCCGAGCGCGACGGCGUGAAGGUGCCCACCACGCUGGCAGAGUAUUGCGUCCGCACACGUGCCCCACCUCCCGAUGAGGGCUCUGACCUCUUCUAUGACUAUUAUUACGAUGAUGACGAUGUUGAGGAUGGUGAUGGCGACUGCUGCUAUGAUGAAGAUGACUCGGGCAACGAGGAGUCAUGACAUGCCUUUUCUCCAGCUUGACCAAUCUUUGCUGACACAUGCGAUGUCCCUUUUUACUGCCAGGGUCAUCUGAGAAGUCUUGAGGUCUACAAGUGAGAAGAAAUAUUUGACGCCUCCUGUUUGUAAACCAAUGAAAUGAGCUAAUUUUACCUUAGCUUGUGUUCUCUUUGUUAAAGCUGAAUUGAUGGGCUGAUGUGGAUUUGCACCAGCAAGAAAAUGUAAUCUUUUCAUUUUCACAUGGAAUCAAAAAGACAAACUAAAUAUCACUUCUAAUGUAAAAGGUCAUGUGGGAUUGAUGCCACUUUGCACUGAUGCGAACACAUUUGCAACUUCUUUCAUUGCAACGAUUUUCCCUUCCUGAUUGUGGUUUUUGCUUACCAGUGUUUAGUCUCAGUGACUUUCUGGUAAAGUGGACUACAAAUAAUACAUGGAUUUGGACGUUCCCCAAGCGUCAUAGUCUGCAUGCCAGAGCACAUUGGAAUAAUUUUUUGUCUCUUUUACGGGAGAACAGUUUGCAAACAAUCGUCUGACCGUAACAACGCGCGUGAUUAGAGAAUCAAGCAAAGUGGACAGCAGACCAACUAGCUGGCUGGGUCAAACUGUCGUUUAACAAUUUUACUAUCAAGAAAAUGAUCUUUGCUGUGUCUCCCUUGGUUACUGUUGGGUGAGUAUUUGUCAUUUUGAGUGGGGAAUGAAUUACAUUUACAGUCACCAGAUUAAGAUUGUGUAGGAUUACCGAGGUUCUGCGGGAGGGGUUAGUAUUUACUGAUCACAGUUGUUUCUCCUCGGGUGAAACGCCUGACUAAUUUUUUUUAAUGCCCAUGGGAAGUAUGUCGUUUUCUUGUCUUUCGAUUUCUGCUUUUUGCGAGCAAUAUUAGUCGAUUUCUUUGUGGUUAGACUUAAUGCCUGCAGCCUUGCUUGAGAAUGUUUUAUGUAAUGAGAUUAUUAGGUUUGACAUCUUGUGUAGAAAAGAUGUCCAAGCAAUGAUGUUGCAGUGUCAGUCAGGACUAUAAAGGAUAUUCAGCCUUGGAAGUCUGGAUGUGAAAAAGAACAAUGCCACCAUAUUUUAUUUUACUGUUUGUGUUAGUGGUGAGUUGAUGUAUUUUGAUAUAUUUUUUAGUGUUCUGUGUUUCUUCGUAUGUAUUUUUCAUCACCAGUAUUGAUUGUUCCAUCUGCUCAAUUGGAUUUCACACUGAAUUUCUCAGGAUUAUUCAAUUGCAUUCGACAUAGUGGAUCUUUUUCAGAGUUAGAGACACCAUGAUUGAUAUGCACAUGUAGCUGUAUGGAUGAUCACCUUAUUUUAUUCACCUGUUUAUUUUUUAUUAUUUUGGCUAUUUAAAAGUGGAAAAAUAAAGAUUUAUUGGAACGAA
Molecule: messenger RNA, 2643 nt
Organism: Dunckerocampus dactyliophorus (ringed pipefish)
Lineage: Eukaryota; Metazoa; Chordata; Actinopteri; Syngnathiformes; Syngnathidae
Product: ubiquitin-conjugating enzyme E2 R1-like
Exons: 5
Coding region: 557-1273 (238 amino acids)
Biological process (GO): protein polyubiquitination; ubiquitin-dependent protein catabolic process
Molecular function (GO): ubiquitin conjugating enzyme activity
Source: RefSeq, a predicted model, not a curated record